AUGUUCGUUCAGGAAUUCUCCGGCCUGACCAAGGAGGAGCUGAUGAAGUAUGCGGAUGACCCGUUCUGGGUGAACCUGCGUUGGUCGCUCUUCGUGUUGUUCUGGGCGUCGUGGCUGUGCAUGCUGGCCGGAGCGAUCGUCAUCAUCGUGCAGGCCCCUAAGUGCACGCCACCAGAGCCCAAGAAAUGGUACGAGCAAGGUCCUCUGGUCGAGCUGGGGCCGGCGAGUCCUGAUGAUGUGGAGGCGAUGCUGCCCAGGCUGGAGGAGUACAGUGUCCAGGGUGUGUUCAUGGAGACGCCUGUGUACGAGGUGCUGGACCAGCCGGACAUACUGAAGCCUUUCAAGAACAUGUUCGAGAAGGCCAGGAACGUAGGCAUCAAGGUGGUGGUGGAUCUGCUCCCGAGCUUCGUGUCCCUGAACCACACGUGGUUCCAGCUGAGCGAGAACCGCACCGCGCCCUACACCGACUACUUCGUGUGGGCGCCCAGCAAGGGCUUCGACGACGUCGGCGCACCCAUAGCGCCCAACAACUGGAUAUCGACGAACAACACGCCAGCGUGGUCGUACAGCGAGAAGCGGCGCGAGAUGUACCUGCACCAGUACGACGAGCAGCGGCCGGACCUCAACUUCCUGAACAAGGACGUGGCGGACCACCUGGACAAGGUCAUCAGCGCGUGGAUCACGAGCGGCGCCGCCGGAGUCAGGUUACUCAAAGCGCGCCAUCUCAUCGUGAACGUGUCCGCCGAGGCCGUGCCGAACUCUGGGCGUGGGAGCGACCCCGGGGUCGACCACACGCACCGCGCCUUCUGGCGACACUCGCCCGACCCGCGUCUGACACAACUGCUGGGACACUUCGCCGCGCAGGUCAAGGCCAUCAGCGAACCUGAUGCUGUGUUCACGGUGAAGGAGGAGUCGGAGCCGGAGCUGGAGCUGUUCAUGUCGCUGCACAACAUGUCGUCGCUGCGGCCGCCCAGCGCGGCGCCGCUGCAUCGUUCUCCACACACCUCGACCAGCUCGUCUCCACCAUCAACGCGCGUCUACCUUCCUGGCCGGCGAUUAAGUUAUAGGCGAAUGAGACAGACGAGGAGCUCGCGGCGUUCUCGCUGCUGCUGCCCGCCGCGCUCUGUGCUGGAGCUGCAGCAGCUCAGCGAACACGGCAACGAGACCAAGACCAGCUCGUGGCUGUCGCACGUGGUGCCGCUGCGCUGGGACGUGACGGUGGAGCACGGCGCCUACAGCGUGGCCGCCGCGCCGCCGCGCAACCGCACACACAACCAGCUCCUCGUCUGCGCCAGGUGGAAGGCGGGUCACACGGGGUACGUGGCGGUGUACAACCCCGGCGCGGAGGAGCUGCGCGGCAACCUCUCCGCCGUGCCGUCGCUGCCCGACUCCCUCACCGUGCACCACGUGUCGCACCGCGUGCGGCUCUACACCAAUUUCACAUCCAACCACGCCAUGGCGGCGGACGACGUGUUGGUCCCUCCGCGGUCCACGCUCGUGCUCUCCUACGUGCCCAAGACAAGCGCGGAGCAGUGAACGGACACGCUGACCCGCCGAGUACACGAGGCGGAAUAUUAUGCAUUUAUUGGACCGUUCUAAUAUAAUAGCUGACAUAUUAA
Messenger RNA from Manduca sexta (tobacco hornworm), 1619 nucleotides. RefSeq lists its product as uncharacterized. Gene Ontology annotation, biological process: carbohydrate metabolic process; amino acid transport. NCBI's taxonomy places the organism in Eukaryota, Metazoa, Arthropoda, Insecta, Lepidoptera, Sphingidae. The record is from RefSeq and is a predicted model, not a curated record. The transcript is spliced from 11 exons. Bases 1 to 1536 code for a protein of 511 amino acids.